CAUGUAUGUCAUACAUCACACACACAAACACAUACAUAUGUGCAUAUGUAAGUGCAGAGCAUGCUGUGUGCAUUUGGCGCUUUCUAAAAGCAAAUUCGUCGUAAGUGGGUUAAACAACUGGCGGCAACGACGUUGACAAUGCUCUUGUGAUAUUUUUAUGUACAAUACAUGUGUGUGGGCUGGCGAGCCGCUUACUUAUGAUACUUACGUUACCCCAUUACCAAUCAAUAGUCGGUGGAUUGGUCACCAAUCGCCCGCUUUUGCCAUAUUUGGCCAAUGUGUUGUUAUUGUCGACAAAUAAUUAAUCAGCAAGCACCAAAGUCAAGAGUUUUUGUGCGUGGUGUGUCUGGCGACAACGGAAAAACUCGCUAUGCAAAUGUGUCUGAUUUAGCUGCAUAAUAAACACAUUUGUUUUCUAAAGCAGUUAAAACUAUUCAUGUUUAUUCUUUCUAUAUGCGUUCGAAUCGAAAUCUCAACUAAUCGACAUGAAAUGUAAUUGUAAAUUCGAUUAACAAUCUUUAUUAUCAAUUUCAUUUGAAUGUCGAAAAAUGUAAACUCGCUCAUAACUAUCGAUUAUGUUAGUACACAACCAAUCGAAGCGAACGCAAUUAGUCAACACUGUUUCGUUGGAAAAAGCUGAAGCAACGGUUCACUUUAGUAACUGUAAAUUGUACUGCAAAGUAAAUAGCAAAAAAAUUGCGAGGAUACAAUGAAUAAUUAUCGUAGGUCCAAGGAAAACUCCAAUGGGCAAUUGUUGCAUUGCAAUGCAAUGAAGUACCGCUCACCAGUAAAUGUAUUGAAAGCAAGUCAAGCCGGACUGGGCAAAGAAGCCUUCAAAAGCUACGUCAACAUGUGGUUGGGCGACUUGACGCCCGAUCAUCUGGGCAGCGUGCUCGAUUGGCAUGUGUCGGAGCACGAAUCGAGCUGUGCGAGCACAACGGCCAGUGUGACCGGCUGGUACACAGUGUGCAUCUCCAAUUGUCGCAAUCUCACAAAUGAUUCCAUUUUGCUGGCCAUCAAAUACGCAAUGUUGCCAGUGGCCGUUCAAAUGUUCGAUUUCAAGCGUAUCGGUGAACAUGGGGAAUGUGGCCAUUUUCUGGUGGACAACAAGUUGCUGGCCAAUCGCUUGAUGCGACUGCGCGACAAGGUGAUAGUGCUGUAUACCACACAGAACAUUAACAUCCAUGUGCAGUUGGGCAUUACGAAAUUGUUCAGUGAGAUGUACUUCGAUGCUCCAUGGCUGCAGGCCAUGCGAGAUGCGUUGCGUGCCCGCUACGAUGCGUCAUGUAGUGCUCUAUACUUGACACGUUUCCAUGCCGCCGCCGAGUUGCAAACACAUUUCUGCGCCCUGCAUCUGAUGCCGAUGCUGCAGCAGCUCCUACUGUUGAUUGCCGAGGAGUUUCCUCAGUUGCGUGUGCUACAGCUGCGCGACAAUUUUAUCUGCUCGCUGAGUGCCUUCGACACGUUCCCUCGCAACCGUUUGACACAGCUACAAGUGCUGGAUGUGAGCAUCAAUCAGAUUCAGGGAUUGAUGGAGCUGAAGAAUCUGCGCAAUAUACCGCUGCAGACGUUGGACAUAACGGGUAAUCCGCUGGCCAAGAAUGAGCUGCAGCAAUUGCGCAAACUGCUGCCGCAGGUGGCGCACAUUCAUUGCCAUCCCAGUGUGCACGAGGUGAAGCCCAAAUUGGACAACAUUCAGCGACCGCUUGCCGAGCGCUAUUGCGGCGCCAAUAGCAAUGGACGCUCCUUUUGUCUGCAAUUCGCCAACGGUUACUAUGCCUUGUUCAAUGGCAAGGAGCGCCGCGAGAAGCUGGAGCAUUACUAUGCAGCUAAAGCCAUGCUAACAUUGUCGCUGCCGAAGCUACGUGGAAGUAAUCAGCAGCCAGGCGCCGCUUGCGACAAGUUGUUCUAUGGACGCAAGACGACGGUGAAGGCGAUUUGUGCGCUGCCCGAGCUAGACAUCGAUGUGAAGGCUGCCCAAUUCUAUGUGUAUGUGUUUACGCAGGAGAAGCGCAUCUUUGCCAUGAGCGGUUGCCACAAAGAGCGCACCCACAACUCCGACUGGCAGUUGGGCAACUAUAUGCGUGUCUUUGUUUUGCAACCGGCAGGAGCUCAGGGCAAUCAAUGGAGCAUAGUUCGCGACAAUCUGCGAUUGCGUGGUCUCAUGAAGGAUAAUGAUGGGUGCCCAACAACGGAAGUUCUUAUGGAAAAGCAAAUAGAGCGCCUAAACAACUUAUUGCCCAAGUUGAAUUUGGAGACCGAGAUAUCAAUGACUGUGGAUGAUGAGCAGAUCCCGGCGCUGGUACCGCUGAAGCAACCUGCAAGCUUCUCAAUAGAAAGAUUAAUGCCAAAGCUGGUGCCGCUGAAGCAGCCUGAAGUGGAACCUCCAAGUAUCACAUCCAAAGCAAUUCCGCAGGCUGUAAGCGUAACGAUGGCCAGAAGCACCGUGGAGAGUGAACUGGAUGACACUCUGCCUCUUUCCGAUGAUGAGAUGCUGUUGACCAUCAAUGAGGAUGAUCUGCUCGAUGAUUUCUAAAAGCAGCUCGCCAGCAGCACACACAACCACAUCCAAUCACACACACAUUUAAACCACAAACAGUAUUGAAGAAGACUGUCAUUUAUUUUUUUUAAUUUUUGUUUUUAAAUAAUCAAUUCAUUUAAAUCAUUCGUAUUCGUUU
Molecule: messenger RNA, 2678 nt
Organism: Drosophila nasuta
Lineage: Eukaryota; Metazoa; Arthropoda; Insecta; Diptera; Drosophilidae
Gene: Nxf3
Product: Nuclear export factor 3
Exons: 1
Coding region: 710-2536 (608 amino acids)
Biological process (GO): poly(A)+ mRNA export from nucleus
Cellular component (GO): nucleus
Molecular function (GO): RNA binding; protein binding
Source: RefSeq, a predicted model, not a curated record